This is a messenger RNA of Aplysia californica (California sea hare), 2791 nucleotides long. RefSeq lists its product as uncharacterized. Lineage: Eukaryota; Metazoa; Mollusca; Gastropoda; Aplysiida; Aplysiidae. The record is from RefSeq and is a predicted model, not a curated record. Gene Ontology annotation, molecular function: protein binding.
CUUGAGCGUCAAUAUGGCGGUCUUUCUUGUUGUUGGAUUACACUGAUUUCCUGUUUAUUUUAUGGUCUUUUUACGAGUUUUGAUGUGAUCGCAGUAAUUUUAACCCUUGUACCUUGAGAGGUGAGAUAACUGCACUAGGGGCAAAAUGUCGGUGCCUUCAAGUCCCACGCGGUCAACGCAGGAUCCCGGCUUCAGCUCUUCCAAAAGUCCAGAUGCCAGAGAAAAGAAGCCAAUUCCCCUGGACUCGAAGUUGGAAAAUCGCCUGACGAUGAAGGAUUUGGAGCGCUUGAGGAGCUCUUUUAUGGUUGAGGGAGACGGCUAUGACAACAAGCUGAGUCUGACCAAGGAACAGUUCUGUGAGGCUCUGUCGCUUCUGCUGAAGAAAGGAACGAGAGAAGAGUAUGCAGAGCUUUUCGACAAGAUCGAUGUAACAAGGGAAGGAACUGUAGACUGGGAUCGCCUGGCCUCGCACAUGCUGCUGGAGUUUUACGAGAAAGACGACCGGGUUAAAUCGACGCAAGUUCCCCAGUGGAAGGAUAUUAAGAUGUUGCCCAGUCCCCACAAGGAGAUUGUGCAGAGAGUGGCUUUCUUGAAAAACACCAACAGAUACAUUGCCAUCAGCAAGGAAGGGUGUGUGUCUAUGUGGGGCUCCGACUUGAAGCUCCAGCGACACCUGAAGACGGGCACGGACACGUGCAAGAUGCGCGACCUCUGGGUCACCGAUUUUGUCCUGUUGCAGAAUGUCAACAAGAUAGCUCUGGCCUUCACGAGCAAGGAGAUCGCUAUCUACGACCUCAGCAGUAAGCUGGAGUUCAACUGUCAGUACAAAGUUCAAGGCCUUAAUUUCACGCCUUUAUGUCUGGACUACUGGUCAAACCCCAACAACGCCAACGACGCCAUACUUGUGUGGGGGGACGUGGGUGGCUUCGUCAACAUUCUCUUCUUCAACUCGGCAAACAUCGCUCUGUUUGAGCGGCCGCCCGCCCCGGCCGGAGAGAAGCAAGAGCCGUGCCUGAACGUGCAGCUGAAGGACAUCGUGUCGGGAAAGUACAAAAACGCGACAUACGCCAAGUACGAGGCUCAUAACGAGAAGAAUCGCGGAGAGUGGGUCAGACAAGUAAUCUACUCCCAGUAUCUGGAAUGUUUCAUCUCGUGCGCCACCACCACAAGCAACGCUGUCGUCAUCGGCUGGAUGGAGAAACACCAGAACAUUAACUUGACCAAAAAAUUAUCUUUGUCAAUAAUCUACUCCCAGUAUCUGGAAUGUUUCAUCUCGUGCGCCACCACCACAAGCAACGCUGUCGUCAUCGGCUGGAUGGAGAAACACCAGAACAUUAACUUGACCAAAGGCAAACAGACAGUGAAGAAAGGGAUUCAAAGAAAAAACGAGUUCAACGUCUCACAGGGAGUCAAUGCCUUUGGCUACAACGAGAACCUCAAUUUGAUUGAUUGUGAGCGUGUGCCAGGCGGGCACCAUCACCAUGUGGCUGGUGGACACGGGUCAGAAGGUCAAGCAGUUCAACAACACGCACGGCAACUCAGAGGUCACGUGUCUGACACAGGACCAGAGUGAGACCCGGCUCUACACGGGCAGUACUGACGGCACUGUCAAGCCGACUUUUCACGGGCCGGAGAAGUCCAUCCUGGGCGGCCUGAGCACAAAGUUACCGGACAUCCAUGGGGAGAGGACAGGAUCCUCGAGUUCAAAGUCAGGGUCAAUCAGGGGUCGGAGGUCGGCCAAUCGUAUCAGCCAGAGCCAGGGGAGUGGGGAAGAAGCGAAUGAGUUUGGCUGGGCAGUGGCUCGUCUGAUCUUCCUGGAGAACCGUAGAGGCAACAGCGCGAGUGGCGGGGCAAAUCUGGUGUCGUGUGGCGGCAACGGGUGGGUUCGCUUCUGGAACGCGUCACGGAGCACCCUGCUAGCUGAGUUUGUGGCCCAUCGCAAUGGGCGGAGGAAGACAGUCACUGGGAGCCUGAUGAGAUGGCGGUGGUGGAGCCGUCACACUACCGCAUCAAUACGUGGGACAGGACCGUGUUAGGCAAAGACUACCAGGAACUGCGGGUCCAGAAGAGGGAACGUCGACAGCCGGGGACUAUACCUGACCUACCCUACCUGCACUGGGAGAGGACCGGGGCGCCACCUGCUGGACCUUAUUCUGCUCUGGACACCAAAGAGUUGAAGGAUGUCCAGGCAUUGGUCAAGCCGGACGCUGAGAAAUAUUUCAACGAGCGUCCAGGAAGUUCUGAGUUCUCGUCGUCGAAAUUGCCUGCUCUGGCAGAGACUCUGAUGACGGCCUUUGAUGAGAAGUCUCUGUUCCCUGGGUACAUCCUGGACUUUGAGCGAAAGAUGAAAAACUAUCACUCGAUGAUGCUUAAUCAGAACCAGGCAAAGGGGAAGAACCUGCGAGGCAGCCUACAGAACAUCGGGAUGCAGAUGGGCCAGCCCAAGGCCCCCAUGUCGCCCAGGAAGAGCAUCGCGGCGAAAGGACCUCUGGGACUGAAACUGCGGGGACCGGGGACGAGAAAGAGUUCCAUCGCAACCACGGUCGCAGAUUAGCGUGCGCUCUUAGUUGAUUGGAUGAUAAUGUUUGUGUUGUUGUUAUUACUAGAUUGAAAAUUACCCAGUGGGUGAACAAAUGUUAUUAUUAGAUUUGAAAAAUUACCGGAAGGGUUGAAAAAAAAAUGGCUACCACCAUGGCAGAUUAGUGGGAGCUCUUUGUUGAUUGGAUGAUAAUGUUUGUGUUGUUACUAUCAUUGUUGUUGUUGUUGUUAUCGAUCCAGCAACAGCUGGGCU